This is a messenger RNA of Anthonomus grandis grandis, 633 nucleotides long. Its product is annotated as general odorant-binding protein 83a-like. Bases 106 to 513 code for a protein of 135 amino acids. The transcript is spliced from 7 exons. NCBI's taxonomy places the organism in Eukaryota, Metazoa, Arthropoda, Insecta, Coleoptera, Curculionidae. The record is from RefSeq and is a predicted model, not a curated record. Gene Ontology annotation, biological process: sensory perception of smell. Gene Ontology annotation, molecular function: odorant binding.
UCCAAGAUCAAUUAAAAACCAACAAGUAAUUAAUAACGCUUGCUUAUAGAUUAAUAUAAAAGGAGACGAGUAUUUCGAUGAUUAUUGCAUAGUAAAUUUCUCAAAAUGGUUAAACUUUUAGUUGUGGUAUUUUUGGGUGCUAUCACAACCAUCGAGGCCAAAAUCACUUUACCGGCCGAACUUCAAGAAUACAUCGACGACUUGCACAAGUUGUGCCUUGACAGAGGGGGUUUGCAAGAGACCGAUCAUGAAACCUACGAUAUCAACACCAAAGAUCAAAAAAUGAUGUGCUAUAUGAAAUGCCUGAUGCUGGAAUCUAAAUGGAUGAAACCUGAAGGGAUUAUAGACUAUGAUUUUAUAGAUUCUCAGGCCCAUCCUGACAUCAAGGAUAUACUAAUGGCAGCAGUGAAUAAAUGUAGAAACAUUGAUGAAGGAGCAGAUCUUUGCGAGAAAUCUUACAAUUUUAACAAAUGCUUGCAUAGAGCUGACCCAGUGAACUGGUUCUUGGUUUAACUUCAUAUUAGGAAAAUUUAAAAGGAUUUUUACGAAAAUGACUUUCAGCGGUAAUCGAUGAGUUACUAUUUCUAUCAUGUUUAUAUAAUUAUCUUUUAAAUAAAACGCACGAGCAUCCCA